ACCUUUUGCUAUCGAUGGACGAUGGACAAUGGAAUACAAUUGUACAUAUAUAGAGAGUGACAUGUCGCUGUGAAUUGCCAAUUAUCUGUGUGUUUUCGUCCUAAAUCCGCAAGAUUUGCGCAACAUCAACGCCAACGGGGAUCGGGGGAACAAAACGAUGGAGGCCCACAUGUCCUCCAACUCGAUCGGCGAGCUGAAGAAGCUGUCGGAAGAGUCGCUGCUGCAGCCGCCGGAGAAGGUCUUCGACAUAAAACACAAGCUGGGCGAGGGGAGCUACGGGUCGGUGUACUAUGCGCUCCACAGGGAGAGCAAGUCGAUCGUGGCCAUCAAACUGGUGCCAGUCGAGUCCGAUCUGCACGAGAUCAUUAAAGAGAUAUCCAUUAUGCAACAGUGCGACUCGCCAUACGUGGUCCGCUACUACGGCUCCUACUUCAAGCAGUGUGACCUGUGGAUCUGCAUGGAGUAUUGCGGCGCCGGCAGCGUCUCAGACAUCAUACGGCCGAAAAAGACUCUCACGGAGGACGAGAUCGCCACUAUAAUGUCGGAUACGCUAAAGGGCCUGGUCUACCUGCACCUGCGUCGCAAGAUCCAUCGCGACAUCAAGGCGGCCAACAUCCUGCUUAACACCGAGGGCUAUGCCAAAUUGGCAGACUUCGGAGUCGCCGGUCAGCUCACUGACACGAUGGCCAAGAGGAACACAGUGAUCGGAACGCCCUUCUGGAUGGCUCCCGAGGUCAUUGAGGAGAUUGGCUACGAUUGCGUGGCGGACAUAUGGUCGCUGGGCAUAACAGCUCUGGAAAUGGCCGAAGGAAAGCCCCCCUACGGCGAUAUUCACCCCAUGCGCGCCAUCUUUAUGAUUCCCCAAAAGCCACCACCAUCGUUUCGAGAACCGGAUCGCUGGAGCACCGAGUUUAUCGAUUUUGUCAGCAAGUGCCUGGUAAAGGAGCCCGACGACCGGGCCACAGCCACCGAGUUGCUAGAGCACGUAUUUAUCCGCAAUGCCAAACACCGUUCCAUUCUGAAACCAAUGUUGGAGGAGACCUGUGCCAUUCGCGAGCAGCAAAGGGCCGCCAGCCAGGGCAAAAGUCGGGCCAAUCAAUCAUUGCUGAACAUAAUAGACAAUAUAUCAGAAGAUCCAGGUACUUUGGUGCCAGAGAAGUUCGGGGAAUACCAACAAAGCUCGGCAUCCGAUGCUACAAUGAUUGCGCAUGCGGAGCAGGGCGUGGACGAAGGUACUUUGGGGCCGGGUGGAUUGAGGAACCUGGGCAAGAGUGCGGAUCCUUCGACAGCGGGUGCAGCAACCUCAGCAACAGCAUCUCCUCUGGACGUUCCGGCAGUGGACAGCGGUACAAUGGUUGAACUAGAAUCGAAUUUGGGCACAAUGGUAAUCAACUCUGACUCGGAUGACUCUACAACAGCGAAGCCUAACGACGAUCAGAAGCCGCGCAACCGCUACAGACCACAGUUCUUAGAGCACUUCGAUCGCAAGAACGCAGGGGACGCUCGUGGCGAUGAGAAGUCCAUGGCUACCGAGUACUCUCCAGCGGCAGCCGAGCAGCAGCAACAACAACAUCAGCAGGAGGAACAGCACUUGGCCAGUGGAGCCAACGAUUUAAACAACUGGGAGCACAACAUGGAAAUGCAGUUCCAGCAGAUCUCUGCCAUUAAUCAGUAUGGGUUGCAGCAGCACCAACAGCAGCAGCAAGUUCUUAUGGCCUAUCCUCUGAUGAACGAACAGCUCAUUGCGCUGAACAAUCAGCAAAAUCUGCUUCUCAGCAAUGCAACGCCAAUGAGCCAGCAGGGAAUCCCGGCCGCGGCUGCGGCUCCAGCUCAACCGCCGCCCGCAUAUCAAAAUCAGCAUAUGCACACUCAAUCGCACGCGUAUGUGGAGGGUGAAUUUGAGUUUCUCAAGUUCCUCACCUUCGACGAUCUGAACCAACGGCUGUGCAACAUCGAUCACGAGAUGGAGCUUGAGAUCGAGCAACUAAACAAAAAAUACAAUGCCAAGCGGCAGCCAAUUGUUGACGCCAUGAAUGCGAAGCGCAAACGCCAGCAGAACAUCAAUAAUAAUCUGAUUAAAAUAUAGGUAUAGCAACUCACAAAAUUCGCAUAACAACUGAAAAUUGAAUUUCAACUCACAUAAGGGCCUCUGCAUAGGGUUGAGUUUGCCAAAAACUCAAGACUUACAAUCUGAAUCCUCAAGAAAUUGUUCAUAUAAUAUAUUAUGCAAAUUCAAUCUGGUGGAAAGGCCUUAAACCAAUCACAUGAAAUGACACAAAAGCUUUAUUGUAAAAUGCAGUGAAAACAGGAAUGAAUGUGGUCAGAGAAACCGUUGGCAGAAUCUUCCAGCACGAAUACAUGUGUUCUGUUUGUUCCACUUUUAUUUUCAUCACUUUUCUGUAUCGUUUCGUAUGUUUUAGCUUCCAUUGAUUUAACUUCUAAUAUUGGUUCGAAUAAAAUUUGUAUUGCGUUUAUUGUA
This is a messenger RNA of Drosophila ficusphila, 2479 nucleotides long. It is a transcript of the gene hpo, whose product is annotated as serine/threonine-protein kinase hippo. Lineage: Eukaryota; Metazoa; Arthropoda; Insecta; Diptera; Drosophilidae. Gene Ontology annotation, cellular component: cytoplasm. Gene Ontology annotation, biological process: intracellular signal transduction; protein phosphorylation; regulation of MAPK cascade. The record is from RefSeq and is a predicted model, not a curated record. Gene Ontology annotation, molecular function: ATP binding; protein serine/threonine kinase activity.